Molecule: messenger RNA, 918 nt
Organism: Austrofundulus limnaeus
Lineage: Eukaryota; Metazoa; Chordata; Actinopteri; Cyprinodontiformes; Rivulidae
Source: RefSeq, a predicted model, not a curated record
AUGUCAACUCUUUGUGCACCCUUGCCAGACGUUCAGCAGGACCAGUGGAGCAAGAAAAGGAAAACGGAGGCGGAUGAUGUGUUGGGCUGCAUGGGGGCAGGAUUGGCAUGUGGGCAGAGACUGGGAUGGACUCACCUGCACAGCAUUCUACUGAGACCAUUUGAGCUGCUGGCUGAGAUCCAUCCGAUGCUGGAAUAUUCAGUCACCUUCGGUACUGUUGGCAACCAGCUCGGCCCUAGGCCCCCUCGCGGAGCUAAGGCUGUCUCCGCCCGCAACGGCAGCCAGCUCACCCCUAGGCCCCCUCGCAGAGUUAAAGCUGUCUCCGCCCGCAGCGGCAACCAGCUCGCCCCUAGGUCCCCUUGCGGAGCUAAAGACAUCUCCGCCCGCAGCGGCAACCAGCUCGCCCCUAGGCCCCCUCGCAGAGCUAAAGCUGUCUCCGCCCGCAGCGGCAGCCAGCUCGCCCCUAGGCCCUCUCGCGGAGCUAAAGCUGUCUCCGCCCGCAGCGGCAACCAGCUCGCCCCUAGGCCCUCUCGCGGAGCUAAAGCUGUCUCCGCCCGCAGCGGUAACCAGCUCGCCCCUAGGCCCCCUCGCGGAGCUAAGGCUGUCUCCGCCCGCAACGGCAGCCAGCUCGCCCCUAGGCCCCCUCGCAGAGCUAAAGCCGUCUCCGCCCGCAACGGCAACCAGCUCGCCCCUAGGCCCCCUCGCAGAGCUAAAGACAUCUCCGCCCGCAGCGGCAACCAGCUCGACCCUAGGCCCCCUCGCGGAGCUAAAGCCUGCUCACACUUAGGCCACCUCGUGGAGCUAAAGACGUCUCCGCCCACAGUGACAACCAGCUCGCCCCUAGGCCCCCUCGCGGAGCUAAAGCUAUCUCCGCCCGCAGCGGCAACCAGCUCGCCCCAGGCCCCCUCGCAGAGCUAA